Molecule: messenger RNA, 1570 nt
Organism: Ascoidea rubescens DSM 1968
Lineage: Eukaryota; Fungi; Ascomycota; Saccharomycetes; Ascoideales; Ascoideaceae
Exons: 1
Coding region: 12-1436 (474 amino acids)
Source: RefSeq, a predicted model, not a curated record
AUCACCCAACAAUGUCAGAGAAAGCUGAACUUGGCCUCGCCAUGGCAAAAGGCGCUCGAACGAGAGAGAACAAUAGCAGCAGACGCAGCAGCAGCUCUCACAAUGACAGCGACAUGGACAGCUGCAGCGACAUGGACAAUGCCGACAACAAUUGCAAUGACACCAAUAGCAACAACAACGACAACGAGCUCGAGAUAGAGGUUGGCCCACGCUUGCACCAUCCUCAGCCCUCCCAUCUCUUGCAGCCCUCCAUGUUGAGCAGCCUCAUCAACGACGUCAACUUCGACAACAUUUCCACUGCCUCAACUGUCUCCUUCUCGAACGCCGCCAAUCCUGGCAGCGACUUGACCAACAAAAAUCUUUCGCACCUUACUACCUCUAACUUAAAUCUCAACAGCAAAAAGUAUUUUUCCUCCACUGCUGCUUCUAUUGCUUCCACUGAUGCAAUUGACUUGUUGAACCAACAGAAUUCCAACACAACUUUGAAUUCCAUGAAUAAUAUCGAUACCGUUAACGGUAACAGUGACAAUAUCAACAAUAUCAAUAAUAUUACCGAAAUAAACAAUAUGAAUAACAACUUGAGCUUGUCCAACAACCAUUUGUCCACGACUGUUAACAAUGAUUGGUCCAACAUCUCCUUACCCACUUCAAGACCCUUAUCAAGAGCUUCGAAUACUUCUGGCAUCUCAGUGACUGCAGCCAAAGAUGGUAUUGAAGGAAAGAGAAUUCACAGGUAUAAUAAUCUAGGACACCAUAACAACCCCCAUUUUCCUUUUUUGCACACAAAUAUUCAAAACCAAAACAUCAACCAAAAUAUAUCUCCACUUUUAAACUCGGCAAAUAACAAAAAUCCUUCUCAUAAAAAGUCAAGCUCUUUAUCAACUAAUUUGUCAAGCCAAAAUCAAAACUCAAAUUUAAAUCAAAUUCCAAACCAAACUUCAAACCAAAAUCAGAACCAGAAUCAAAAUAAUUACCAAGAAUAUCUUUCUGAUAUCGAAAUGGAUAUUGAUAAUAAUUCAAUUACUUCUUCGAUUCCAACAAACUCCAACAUUCAAAUUCCUAAUAUUAAUUUGAUUGAUAAUCAAAAUAAUCAAAAUAAUCAAAACAAUCAAAUAUCACAAAAUAAUCAAAAUCGAAACGCUUUUUAUUUAUCAAGUCAUUCAAAAGAUUUACCUGUUUCCUUGAAUGAAAAAAUCAACUUAUUUAAAUCAACAAAUUCUUUAAAUUCUCAACAAAUCCAUUCUUCAAGUACAAACAUGAAUCUUAUUAAUAAUAAUCAAAAUAAUCAAAAUAUCAAUACUAUCAAUAAGGCGUCCUUUUUUUCACCAAACAAUCAACAAUUCCAUCAACAAUUUUUGAUUAGAAGAUCGGGAUCAAACUUGACUUUAGGUGGCAUAAGUGAUGAUGUUUCAAUUGAUGAUUAUCCAAGAUAUUAAGCAUUUUAGCAAUUAAGUUUGUUUUAUUAUUUUUUUUAUUUUUUUUCAUUUAUUUUGUGUUUAUUAAUUUAAUUAUUGAUUUUUGUUUGAUUUGUGAUUUUUAUGGGUAAACUAUUGUUCUUUCGUUAUUAUGU